Molecule: messenger RNA, 3917 nt
Organism: Sebastes umbrosus (honeycomb rockfish)
Lineage: Eukaryota; Metazoa; Chordata; Actinopteri; Perciformes; Sebastidae
Product: guanine nucleotide-binding protein subunit alpha-14-like
Exons: 8
Coding region: 286-1395 (369 amino acids)
Biological process (GO): adenylate cyclase-modulating G protein-coupled receptor signaling pathway; phospholipase C-activating dopamine receptor signaling pathway; action potential
Cellular component (GO): heterotrimeric G-protein complex
Molecular function (GO): guanyl nucleotide binding; G protein-coupled receptor binding; G-protein beta/gamma-subunit complex binding
Source: RefSeq, a predicted model, not a curated record
AGAGAGAGAGAGAGAGAGAGAGAGAGACUGCACAUUCCUCUGUAGGCGCGGUGGACUUUCCCAAAGCGGCAGGUUGUUUCGUGUGGGCUGAAAGUUGCUUUAUCUUCCUAUCAGCGGGCUAAUGACACGACAGUAGCUGUUUAGCUGUUAGCGAGCAGCAGGUGGAAGUGGAAGUGGACCGAGGACAACAUGGACAUGGACCUAAAGGAGCUCUUACAGAGUUUACCUGCUCGACUUCAGAGAGUGUGACGGACUGAUUUUGAGUGUUUUUUUUUGGGGUGGACCAUGGCGGACUGCUGGCUGUGGUGCCACCGCACAUGUAUGUGCUGUCUGACCGAGGAGGAGAAGACCGACAUCGCAGUGGACAAAGAGAUCAAGAGGAUCCUCAAGCAGCAGAAGAAGAAGGAGAGAAGGGAAAUUAAAAUCCUCCUGCUGGGUACUGGGGAGAGCGGAAAAACCACCUUCAUCCGACAGAUGAGGAUCAUCCACGGACGAGGCUUCUCAGAGGAGGAGAGGAGGACCUUUUCCAAAUGCAUCUUCCAGAACAUCCUCAGUGCCAUGAAGGCCAUGACGGGAGCCAUGACCGCACUCAGAAUCCCCUACUUCAACCCCGAGAACGAGCUCUACGCCAAGCGGCUGCAGGACGUAAACACAGUGCAGAUCAGCCAGCUGGAUCGGGGUCACACUGACGCAAUCCGUCGCCUCUGGGCAGAUUCGGGCAUCCGGGUUUGUUACGCCCGUCGCUGCGAGUACCAGCUCCUGGACUCCACAGAGUACUACAUGAGUAGCCUGGACCGCAUCUCCGCCCCAGACUACAUCCCCACAGAGCAGGACGUGCUGCGAGUUCGAUUCCCCACCACGGGCAUUCACGACUACUCCUUCACCAUCAAGACCAUCACACUAAGGAUUGUGGACGUAGGCGGUCAGAAGUCGGAGCGUCGGAAGUGGAUUCACUGUUUUGAAAACGUCACCUCCCUCAUCUUCCUGGCUUCCCUCAGCGAGUACGACCAGGUCCUGGAGGAGAGAGAGACCAUUAACCGUAUGCAUGAGAGUCUGGCUCUGUUCUACACCACCAUCCACUCUCCUUGGUUCUUCAACACCUCCAUCAUCCUCUUCCUCAACAAGACUGACAUCCUGCAUGACAAAGUCCAGACCUCUGACCUGAAGAAAUACUUUCCCAGCUUCACAGGUAAGAGACACGACCCCGAGGACGCCAAGAACUACAUCCGCAAGUUGUACGAGCAGCAGGCCACCAACCGCGACCAAAGGGACGAGUGGAAGACUCUCUACCCGCACUUCACCUGCGCCACAGACACCAACAACAUCCGCAGGGUGUUCAGCGAUGUCAAGGACACGGUGCUGCUCAAGUCUCUCAGGGACUACGGAGUCAUCUGAACUUUUACACGGUGGUGAAAAACAGGAGGAAAACGGUGGAUCUUGACUCCGUCUGCACUAUUUACUUCCACUGAUGAAGGCCAACGUGUCACUUCUUUUUCUACGUUUUUACUAAAGCAACAAUCAGACCAUCGUUCAUCCUCCACGCCACUGUUCCACCCCUUUUAUAUUUAAUGAAGAAGCAGGGUGAAGAACAAAGGGACAAGUUUGUUCUCACCUUCAAAUAGAAAACAUGAAGACAUUUAGGGACUUAGAAGACUUAAGUGACUUCUGAUCAGGGAGCAAGGAACCAGUAAUCACCCUCAUGUUGCUCAGCCAGCAGCUCUCCCCCCAUCAUUUUGAGUGCUUGGGUCAUGCAGUGACUGAAUUGAACCAUAAUUGAAGCAGAAGCAGAGAUGCUAUGAAGUGCUGUGCUGCCAUUAACGGAGUAAUGACUUUUACAAGUGGAGAUGGGGCCAUUCUUGGGUACACCGCCCUGUCACUCCCACUUAAAAACGCUUUAUUUGAGGCCACUAGGUACAUUCAGGUUCAAACACAAACUGUAAACACACAAACAACUUCUAUUAUGUAACAUAAAUAGAAAUACAUGAGUUUCAAUCUGCUGCAUCUUUUAUUAUCAGACAUCCUGUAUUGGGGGAUUUUCUCUCUGUGAUUAACAUCACCACAGAGUCUUCGAUUGUUUCACAAACACUGCGCUCCUGUCAGAGAGCCAAAAUCCUUAUUGAUUACAGUUAUCGCGCACUGGCAGUAUUCCUAUCUGUUCAGCACCGUCUCCAUCAGUUAUUAUGUGCAGAAAGAUUGCGUAACCGCCACCUUUUGAGUCCCUCUCACGGUGCUAUAACGGCAGUAUGUGAUAACAUCCUUACAUUCACCUCCAGUCUGUUGCUCUGCCUGUGUUAAGUGGUUUAUUAUGCAACACCCUGUGUUACAUGUGGACACAAUACAGACUGUGUGUUCAGACAGAGAAGAACACAACAGGUGAGUGAAUCUUUACUGGCUCCACUGUUAGUAAAAGCAGUGUCACAAAAAACGACAACAGAAUCACAAUGGAUAUUAUGUGGAUGAAAGGAAAGUUCAUAUAGUUUGAUAACGUGGAACCCAAAUGAUUCAACCAAUGGAUAUUUCUAGCCUCUGUUCAAGAGUUUUGCAGAUAGAUGUUAAAUGUUGGAAAGCACAAAUUCUGCCACAUUUUAAAAAUGUAAUUUCCCGUCUAACAAAUGAAUUUGCAUUUCUUAGUCAAACCCCAAUUCAGCUGUUUUUGGUGGAUUGAUCCACCUGUUGUUGGCAUGCAUCAGUUUUGUUGAAGACACUGAAUCCUGAACUGCAUUGGGUAUUACGCUUCGAGGGAAACAUAUUUUGUCGCAGAUUAUGUUGGUUUUUGAUGUAUCACAAAUAUGUUUGUUGUGAAAGUCUGCAGAAGUCCGCGUAAGGAGGAGGUCGGGGGGGUGCAUGUGUCCCCAAACUUGACUUUCGCCCCCGGAGACCGGUGUUUGUGUCCAGUGUGAAACCAAACGUCAACGUUAACUAAUGGCAUUUGUUUUUACUAAACCCAUCCAAGUACUUUAGUUGCCUAAACCUUACCAAGUAUUUUUUUUACUAAACCCAACCAAGUAAUUUAGUUGCCUAAACCUAACCAAGUACUUUUGUUGCCUACACCCAACCAAGUACUUUUGUUGCCUAAACCUAACCAGGUACUUUUGUUGCUUGAACCUAACCAAGUAGUUUUGUUGCCUGAACCUAACCAGGUACUUUUGUUACCCAAACCUAACCAGGUACUUUUGUUGUGUUUUUUGUUUUGUUUCAACAUUAACCAGGUGUUCAAAACUGUUUAAACGUGCGACCGUAAUCCUGGAGAAAAUAUGUUUCCCUCGAAACGUAAUUGAGAAUGAAGUUUAGUUGUAUAGGAACGUAAUUUUGUAGGAGACAUGAUUGGACCAUCAGAUCCGUUAACAGUCUCCAAGAUGUUCAUCACUGUUGUCUUACUGUUGAAAGAUAAGCUAAUGAAGAAGGAGAUUUGAAUGAUUUAUGUUCCAAACACUGGAGAAAAAAAGUACCCAAUAUGUUUAGCUUAACAGUGAAUCACUUGACUAUUUGUAUGACUGUUAGCUCUACAGAGCAUUAGCGUCUUUCAGCCCGCAUCUUUUAAUUUGUGUUUCCGUUAACUCUCACCGUUCUCAUAGCGUUGUUUCCAUACGCAACAGGCAGCUGUUUUGAGCAAAAAAGUUCUAAUAAACCGUAUGUAUGCGACCUGCCCAGCAUAAAACAUCCAGCAGACACAGUUAGCGACUAGCUGCUGAACAAAGUGGAGCAUUUAGCAGCUAAAGAGCCAGAUAUUUCCCUCAAGAAGUUGGUGGAGAACAAAAACAGAGCUAAAAGGAGAGUGAAUAUUAGACUUGCAUUCACCACGUUGCCAAAAUCACAACUAAAUGAAUGCUAAUGUUUCUCCGUAACUGCUCGAUGUGUAAAUAGGCGACUGUUUGCUAACAAGUUUGCCAUAUCAAAUUAAAAAGGUGUCAAUGUUG